Messenger RNA from Neohortaea acidophila, 924 nucleotides. RefSeq lists its product as uncharacterized. The transcript has 3 exons. The record is from RefSeq and is a predicted model, not a curated record. NCBI's taxonomy places the organism in Eukaryota, Fungi, Ascomycota, Dothideomycetes, Mycosphaerellales, Teratosphaeriaceae. Bases 1 to 924 code for a protein of 307 amino acids.
AUGAAGGGAUCUCUCAUCACCAGCCUGGCGGGCGUUGGCCUUGCUGCUGCGGCAACACAGUCCAUCUGCGACAAGUACACCACUGCCGUGUUCAAGAAGAACACUCCCCAGAACCAGGAGAAGCUGUUGACCAUCGUCGUCAACACCGCCGUCAUUGGCAACUACACCCCUGGCGCCUUGAACGACGUCCCGGGCAUCCUCGCCCCCGGCUACUUCCAGGGUGUCUACGUCCAGCUGUUGCCCUACUUCGACGGCGAGCUCCUGUCCACCAACAACGGUGGCUCGUGCGGUCAAUCCACCAACUUCCUCGACGGCGGCGGGGCUACCCCGUUGACGAAGAACUUGCCUGCGGACAACACCAGCAGCAACCAAUACACGCUCCUCACUCAUUUGUACGAGUACUUCGGUGUCCUGCUCGGCUGCUCCGCGUUCGGCACCUCCUACGUCCCCUACGCCGGGUCGACCAACCUCUACGAGGUGCACAAGUUCAUGGCUCUCGACAGCUACGAGGUCGGCUGGUUCAUCCAGCAAGUCGGCCUUGCCGCCACUUCCCUCGGUGUCUCGGCUGCCGAUGCCACGGCUGUCGGCGCUGCGUUGACCAAGUUCUUCGACUACCGCUGCUUGGCACCCGUCUCCAUCCCGUCCACCGCCCCGCCGGCGCCCCAGUCCAUCUGUACUGACUGCGAGUGCCCGCUCGCUGCGGACCCUGACUGCAGCAUCUACGGAGCCAUCAUCAAGCCCGUGCCCACUUCCAGCGCCUCUGAGGCCUGCGCGCCGCAACAGACUGAGCACUGCUCGUCUGGCAACUACGGCAACGGUGGCAAUGGCGGCAACGGUGGCGGCUGGGGAGGCAACGGCGGCGGCUGGGGCAACGGUGGCGGCUGGGGUAACGGCGGCAGCUGGGGCAAGAAGCGACACCACUAG